Hydatigera taeniaeformis is the source of this 1845-nucleotide messenger RNA. Lineage: Eukaryota; Metazoa; Platyhelminthes; Cestoda; Cyclophyllidea; Taeniidae. The record is from the annotation of a GenBank genome assembly.
AUGUUUGAUCCCUCUAUUGUGCACUUUAAGGUGAUCUGUCGACCUGCUCCAAACCGCGGGAAGGGAGUAGGCUCUGCAUCACUUCGUCUGCAAGAAGUCACUACAAACGCCUACUUUGUCUUCACUGAGGGGAUUUUCGACUACGAAGAGACACGAUCUGCCAGUGUAGAGAUCAUCUGCUCUGAUAACGCGGACUCAUUCAACACACGCGAGCGAACUCUACGCAUCACUGUUGCUAUCGGCGAUGCUAAUGAUCACUAUCCUGAAUUCGGUGUCACAGAAUUCCUCGCCAAAUUGCCGGAACAUUCUCCAAAAGGAAAGAGGGUUGUUCAAGUUACAGCCACCGAUGCGGAUUCUGGAAUUCACGCUCGGCUGACCUACUCUCUCGUGAGUAGCGACAGUGGUCGCUGCAGCGUUCAGGAGAUUUUCAACAUUGAUAGUACUACAGGGGUAGUUACUGUAAAGAAUAGUGAAUGUCUGGAUCGUGAGACAAAUGAAGAAAUUGAAGCUUACGUCGCUGCAGAAGACGGAGGUGGUCUUUCAACCUCAGUGAAGCUGCGCAUCCGUCUUAUGGACCUUAAUGACAACAGUCCCUUAAUUGAGGUUCCGGAUUCUUUGAGCGUGACUGAAAAUCUUCCAGCUGGUGCGGUUGUUGGUAGGGUGAGAUGUACUGAUGCAGAUGUUGGUUCAAAUGCCGAAGUUCGUCUUGAACUCUCUUCAAAUAAUACCCAACAAGUGCGCAACGCUUUUGACACCAUAAGUGAGAGUGGAAAUGCCAAAAAUUCAUAUUCAUUCCGAGGAAAAGUGAGAGGGAUGAGUGAAGUCGUAGGUUUACUAGUGACAAAAAAACCCUUGGACCGAGAAGACAUUGAAAGCUACACUAUUUACUUUGUAGCUACAGAUUCAGGAAAUCCACAAAGAACAACUUACAAGAGUGUGCAAGUACUUGUUCUGGAUGAAAAUGAUAAUGUUCCCACAUUGAGGUUCCCUCAGCUUGACACCACAGUUGGAUAUCAUCCUCAGGUUUACACUAACUCUCCCCAUGGCUCAAAGGUGUGCGUUCUGCGUUCUUACGACCCAGACAAGGGUGAGAAUGGGACUGUGAUCUAUGCUCUACAACGUGACACCAAUGGCUCCCGUUAUUUUCAACUGGAUCAGACUACUGGAGAGCUCACCACAGCCUGGCAUCAUAGGGGUCCACUUCCAGGCGUCUAUGCGGUCAGAGUUCUUCUCUACGACAUGGGUCAAAGUCCCACCAAAGUUGCAUGGAACUUUUUUGUAUAUAUCAGUCCCAGAAAUCCCCUUCUUGAUUCGGUCCAUCUAAGCAAAUCGUCCUCCGCCGGGCGGGCUAGUAAUAUCACAGCCCUGACCAAGUCAAAAAACCGAUUAACUCACACCACAGUUAUCAUGAUCAGCGUAGCUGUGCUGAUCGUUCUCAUUCUCCUCAUCAGUUGCAUCUGUAUGGUCAAGGUUCUUUUGCGUUCAAGAGCCAAAAGCAAUCACCAAAGCCACAACCAGCGGCAAGCUGAUGGUGGAAUAAAAGAACCCUCCACUGGCAUGUAUUCACCGCCCGCUUUAAACAUGAUAUUUACACAAGCAGCCCCUUUAAUCGACAAUGCUAUGGCAAUAGACAACCUGAAGCACACCUUUCCCACGCCGAGUCACUCCAGUUGGUGCAUGAAGCCGUUUGGACAAAAUGAGGUGGUCACCCAAGUUACGCCGGAUGGGGCCCCCGUGGACGGGUCGGCUGGCAGCAAUUACCUUUUCGCCUCACUCCAGACCGGCUGCAACACAUUCUCCAGAGGCGGCUACUCCGCUCUCUGGCAGAACUAUCCAAUCUCCUAG